AUGCAGUCCUAUAUUCUUGCGCGUGAAACAGGUGAUUUGGGGCCUCAAGACCUUGCCCGCUCCAUCACAUCCGAACUUGUUCGUUCCUUUGCGCCAGCACCGCAGCAUCGCUUCAAUGGAGAGAGAACAGCCAAAACCGAUCCUGCAGGUGUGGGCGAACGUGCGCACAAUAUACGAGCUCACGGUGCAGGCGUAAAUACACUCGCUCUUGAAAAAUUCGACGGUCGUAUCCUUCUGUCGGGUGGUGCCGAGGGAGGCAUCAAGAUAUGGGACCUUGAAGAUGGAGGAAACCCGCACAAGUUGCAUACUUUUCGCCCUAUUAGCAGCAUCGCGAGAUCUACGAGGGAAGAGACAUCACCGGGUCACAGUCAUGGUAUCACACAUGUUGCUUUUUACCCUUUCGACCCGGAUGCAUUUCUCUCAAGUUCCUACGACAAGAAGCUGAAGCUUUGGGCGACUCAGCGUUGCGCUCUAUCGGCUACCUUCGACCUCAAUGCUACAAUAUACUCCCACUCUACCAGCCCAGUAGCAGAUCACUUAAUUGUUGCAUGUGCCACUCAGAACUCGGCAGUACGACUGGUUGAUUUGAAGUCUGGGUCCGCUGUGCAAGCUCUCGUAGCUCAUGGCGGCCCUGUGCUGUCAACCGCAUGGAGUCCACGUCAUGAACACAUUCUCGUCAGUGGUCAUGCGGAUGGAAAAGCUCGUAUAUGGGACAUUCGGCGUGCUGGUGGAGUGGUGGCCCUACUGGAUCAAGAAGAUUCACUUGGAAUUGUUCAUAAGAUGAAGCAUUUGGGGGCGGCAGGCACCGACUCGAGUCAGAUACCUCACUUUCGUGCCUCUGCACAAGCGCAUGACGAUACAAUAAACGGCCUGCAGUGGACGGAUGAUGGUAAGUAUAUCAUUUCAGCUGGCCUUGACCGACGCAUCCGGGUCUGGGACGCUGCUACAGGGGCCAACACUCUUGCCAGUUUUGGUUCACUGAUCCAGAACCAGCAUGCAAAGACGGCAAGCAUACUGGUCUCCCCCUCCAACAUUUCGGCCGGGAACAAUCUUCUCUUCUGGUCAAACGACCAGGAGAUUCUUAUUCUCGAUCUUCAUGAAGGAAACAUAGUGAAACGUCUUCGAAGUCCGGGCGUCACGAACCCCAUAGGACCGAGGGGAAGUACGAUAGGAAGAAACAGAAUCACGAGCAUAGUUUGGCGCGCAUCAGGCGGGACAGGACGUCCGACUGGACCCAUCAUGGGUGGUGGAAACUCUAUCGGGGCUGUAUAUAGUUCCCAUAUGGACGGGCAGAUCCGAGCUUGGGCGCCUCAAGUACCUGGCCCUGAGGAUGUUGACGAGGAAGAAGAGAUCGAAGAAGAGGAGGAAGUGAAACUCAAGAAGAGAAAGGCCGUUGACGAUGCAUACAGGAGUCUCAUGGGUAAGAAGAUCACCUUCACGUAG
This is a messenger RNA of Fusarium sp. VM40, 1443 nucleotides long. NCBI's taxonomy places the organism in Eukaryota, Fungi, Ascomycota, Sordariomycetes, Hypocreales, Nectriaceae. The record is from the annotation of a GenBank genome assembly.